UCUAAAAAAUACGGAAGUGUUAUUACGGAAAUGCUGUUUACGUUGUACGUUGUUAUGUUGCUUUUCAAGUUGUAAUGAUUGUAAGUGUGUUGAGAUAUCACGUUAAUACGUUUUUUAUUAAUUAUACAUUGGAUCAAAAAAGUUUGAGUAACGACACUUUCCGUUUGCAGCAAUUUCACGGAACAAUGAAAUAACACUCAACACCUGAGAACCCCAGCGAAUCUCGCAUUUGAUGCAGUGAACAACAAAGGCUCCUAGGAUGGACGAUAUCUACACUUUGCAGCAGGAAGUGGGCCGGGGAAGCUAUGGAGUGGUCUUCAAGGGACGCGUAACAGAGACCGGCUGGUGGGGCGAGAGGGGUGACACGGUGGCCAUUAAACGUCUACCAUGUUGUAGCCCAGAGAGUAUAGAGCUCUACCUGCAGGAACUCUGGGCUAUGAGAAUCACAGCACGAACCCACCCCAAUGUCAUCGCUCUAUACAACUGCCUCUUACAGACGGGACCUAGAACACUGCAGCCCCUGAGAUCAGGGAGGCUGCCUUUGGAUUUGGUGGAGAGUGCUCUCAAAGGAAGAGUAGUGGACAAAGACUCAAAAGCCCAACCGAGAAAUCCCUCCAGGUCAAAAAGGAGGCUGAUGUCCACAGAGGAGGUUCCUAGGCGCUGCUUUGCCCUUUGGUUGGUGAUGGAGUACUGCGAAGGAGGGGAUUUGAGUCAGUAUAUUCUAUCCAGGCCGCCAGAUGCUGAGUGCAACUAUGCAGUGGUUCGGCAACUCGCCAGUGCCAUUGCGUUCCUGCACGGGCAUGGAAUUGUGCACCGUGAUAUAAAGCCAGAUAAUGUCCUUGUCUGUCUUACUAAAACAGGACCAGUCAUGAAGGUGGCAGAUUUUGGCCUCAGUAAGAUGGUGGACAAUCCUACAGAUGGUGUCCAGAGUAGACUGGCUCUUUCCUCUACCUGCGGCUCAGACUUCUACAUGGCUCCAGAAGUUUGGGCAGGUCGUAGUUAUACCGCCCAGGCUGACAUCUUCUCUCUGGGUGUUCUUUUCUGGGCUGUGCUGGAGAGAAUCACUUUCCUAGAGGAUGGCACUAAUCAAGAACAACUGGGUGCAUAUGCAAUGCGAGGCCGCUGGCUCAUCCCAUUAGGUGAGGCGCUUUGUGAGAAUCCUGACCUGCAGUUGAUCAUCCCUAUGAGGGCACGACGUGCUCCGCCACUGCCGCCACCUCCAAACCCUGCUAUGUGCGAGCUGCUGAUGGACAUGCUAGAUUCUGACCCUGACACCCGGCCCAUGGCAGAACAGCUGGAGAAGAGGGUCCGCCGUGCCAUAGAGGUGCACUGAUCUCAGGCAGCAUGCUAGUGGUCUCCUUUAUACACUGAAAAACUUGAAAAUGAAGCCAAAAAAGUUAUCAAACAGCUGUGGUAGUGUUUGUCUACUUGGAGAUAGCUCAGCCAAAAAUGAAAAUUCUGUCAUUAAUUACGCACCCUCAUGUCGUUCCAAACCAGUAAGGCUUUUGUUCAUCUUCAGAACACAAAUUGAGAUACUUUUGAUGAAAUCCAAGAGCUUUCUGACCCUACAUAGACAGCAAUGUGACUAAAAUGUUCCCAGGCCCAGAAAUGUAGUAAGGACAUGUUAAAAUAGUCUUUGUGAUAUCCGUGGUUCAACCGUAAUAUUAUGAAGAUAUGAAAAUGUGUUGGGGUACUCUUCAUAAUGGUGGCGAACAUUGACACGGAAGAGAAAAAUCGUUAAAUAAAGUUGUUUUUCUUUUUCGUUCAGUUGGAUUCCUGUCCUUAGAGGGUCAGAAAGCUCUUAGAUUGGAUCAAAAAUAUCUAUAUUUGUGUUUUUAAGAUGAACAAAGGUCUUACAGGUUUGGAACAAUAUGAGGCUGAGUAAUUAAUGACAGAAUUUUCAUUUUUGGGUAAACUGUCCCUUUAAGUUAAAAAAAAAAAAAAAAAGUUUUAUUUACCUUAAAUUUGAGUGCCGUGUCUGUUACUAUAUGAUGCUUUAUAAAUUGUACUAUAAUUUCAAUGCAAUUAUUAUAUAGGGCUGCAUGAUAUAUCCAGAUAUCGCAAAUUAAUAAAUCGCUAUAUGCAUUUCAUGACUUGCGAUAAAUCGAAUGAUUUUAUACUUCUAAAAGUUGUUGAUGUAGCUAUAUAAUACCAAGUUUAGCAAAGAGUGAUAUUUAAAGUGUUUCUUAAAUUGAUGUUAAAAAAUAGUUUUUAGGUAGUUUUCACCAGAUAAAGCUUGAAACAUGUAUGUUGAUUAUAUCAUUUGUUCUUAAAUGUAAUUUUAAUUGACUUUGCACACUUGAAGCAUUAUCAUAUUAGAUUCUUCAGUAUCAUGCAGUCCUGUUAGUAUAACUCAGUUUUUGCUCUCUUUUGUGGUGUUUUCAGUGAUUUAAAUGUAAUUUCAUGUAUUUAUUGUGAAGUCAACAAAGAACAAUAUAAAACAAGUGAAACAAUACAGUCUUGAGUGGAAAAACAUGUUUUCCGAGUCCAAACUUGCUUUAUCUGUGGAAUUUGUAAUACAGCCUUCAUGCUUAUAAGG
Messenger RNA from Labeo rohita (rohu), 2539 nucleotides. RefSeq names its product Serine/threonine-protein kinase pdik1l-B-like. Gene Ontology annotation, molecular function: protein serine/threonine kinase activity; ATP binding. NCBI's taxonomy places the organism in Eukaryota, Metazoa, Chordata, Actinopteri, Cypriniformes, Cyprinidae. Gene Ontology annotation, cellular component: autophagosome; cytoplasm. Gene Ontology annotation, biological process: protein autophosphorylation; autophagy; autophagosome organization. The record is from RefSeq and is a predicted model, not a curated record. The transcript is spliced from 4 exons. The coding region runs from base 260 to 1333 and encodes 357 amino acids.